AUGGCUUAUCAAGGACAUAUUAUUUCCAGUCAGCCUGAAGUUAGUACCAUCACUGCUUCAAGCCAGUCAAGUAAAUGGAGCUCUGGAGUUUUCGACUGCUGCGAGGACAUGUCUAUCUGUUUGUUUGGUACAUUUGUGCCUUGCAUUUUAGCGUGUCAAGUAGCUGAGAAGCUUGACGAGUGUUGCUGUCUACCGUAUCUUCCUGGGACUCUACUUGCAAUGCGUACAUCCAUAAGAGAGAGAUAUCACAUUCCGGGCACUAUAUGUGACGACUGGUUAAUGAUAUACUGUUGUGGGUACUGCGCCCUCUGUCAGAUGGCACGGGAGAUGGACAUGCGAAAGUGAAGAAAUAGCUGUAAUGCACCCUUACCAUCAUUUCACAAGUACAAUAACUGAAAAGGCAGUUAUUUACCAAUAGUAUCACCGUGUGCACAGAAAUAUAUGUUAUAUAUUGGCAUACAGAUGCAUAUGUAUUUUUUAGCCAAAACAUUAAUAUUUUAAAAUGUACUUUGUGAUAGAAACUGUUAGAAUUUUCUUGCUGAGCAUAAUCUUUAUGAGAUGUGAUUUUGUUAUCUGCAGUAUAAAGGCACAGAGACACACACACACACACACACACACACACACACACACACACACACACGCAAUAAGUGUACAAUAGUACUUGUUUAAUAAAUCUAGCAAUAAUGGUCACUUGUGAAAUUAAAAAAAAAGUGAGAAGAUGUAGCUACGAGCAAAUCCUGUUUAGCAUCAGUGGAAAUCAAUAACUGUUGUCAUGUUUGUGGAUUGCAAGAUGAUGACUCUCUUCAGAGGAAUCUGGAAGCCAUACCAUUGAUAAAGCACCCAAUACGAGUUCCACACAUCUUUUUCAGUCACAAAUCUUUAUCAAGCUCCACAAUGAAAAUCAUGUCACCGUGUGGUCCUUUCCAUUUUAUACAUCAACUACGUCAAACAACUUUUUUCUCCAAUUUUCCAGAACUGCCCGGGUUUAAUUAGAACUAUAUAUACCAUUGUAUGGUGAAUGGGAUCUAUAUGGCAGUAUCGAAUGGACUAAAUAGCGAAUGCUAUUUAGUCGAUCCGAUACAGUUGAAAUGGCAAUAUAGUGAAGUCACGGAACAUCAAUUUUUUUUCCAGGGAAAAAAUUUGGUGGGCCGUCUUCAGGACUUUGCCAUUUUCUCUACUA
Protopterus annectens (West African lungfish) is the source of this 1180-nucleotide messenger RNA. Its product is annotated as cornifelin homolog A-like. NCBI's taxonomy places the organism in Eukaryota, Metazoa, Chordata, Ceratodontiformes, Protopteridae. The record is from RefSeq and is a predicted model, not a curated record. The transcript has 3 exons. Gene Ontology annotation, cellular component: cornified envelope. The coding region runs from base 1 to 345 and encodes 114 amino acids.